UUAUCAACCAUCAUGUAGACGUUUACCGCAGUAUUGUUAUGAGCUUAGGUGUAUAAAGUCUAUUCAUAGUAAAAUUCAGCCGAUUAAUAUUGGCUACGCUUGAAUAGUAACGACUUUAAUCCGUCAGAGAAAGGUGUAUACAGCUUUAGAUAUGAUAAAGAAACGACAGAAGCUGGUACAGUUAGCUGACAGUUCUGAGCUGGGCUGGCGCAUGGUGGCGGAAUAUGAAACCAACCCGAUAGCAAGUGACAGCGAUGAUGAAAAGAAAAUGUAUAAGGCUGAGGCGAGAGCUGCGAGGAAGGUGAAAUCUGACAAGUCCAAGAUCCGUCGUGGUCGGGCAUUUCCUAACAGACGUCAACGACAGGUUCCAGAUACUCCGUCGUCGUCUGGCGUAAUGCAGCGUAAAAGACGUCCAGGUUUAUGCUUUACUUGCGAAAAGCCCGGUCACUGGAAGAUGGAAUGCAAUCAAAAUAGUAGCAACCGUAACAAUAAGUUAAGUAGAUCUAGUUCAUUAUGUUUUGUAAAUGUAAAGAUUCAAAAUUUGAUACAAAUAUUGAAAAACUGUCUGUUGCUGGUAAGAAAACCAGUCAGAAUGAAAUGUCUGAUAUACAGCGUAGAUCUACAGAUGGUACUGUAGAUGGCGUUUAUGGUUCUUUUGAUCAAAGUGUCUCAUGUGCAAAUACCAGUUUUAAUGAUACAGGACAUAACAGCACAGAUUCUAUAAAUAAUCAUGACACACACUGUGUGCAAAAUGUUCAUAAUAUAAACGUUCAAAACUGUAACGUAAAUGAGACACAUUUGACUGACAGUCAGAAAGUAGGUGCGAAACCAUCGCCAGUUGGUAGGUUAAAGAAGCAUGUUUCUGAGUGGAAAAAAUAUAUCAGAUAAUGUAUAUAUAAUAGGUGUUGUACAGGAAGGUUAUAAAUUACCAUUCAAAGAGAUACCUCCUAAAGUUCAUCUUAAAAAUAAUAGAUCAGCUCGGGAAAAUCCCGAAUUGUUUGUAGUGAAAUAAAUUCACUUUUGCAGAAAGGCGUUAUCUCCGAGGUUAAUGAGAAACCUUACGUAGUUAAUCCUUUAACUGUAGCUUGUAACAAAGAGUCAAAACCCAGGCUAGUUCUUGACUGCAGACACAUCAAUCCAUAUUUGCAUAAAUUUAAGAUUAAGUUUGACGACAUAAAAGUCGCAGAGCAAUUGUUUGGUAUAUCAAGCUAUACAUUUACAUUUGAUUUAAAAUCAGCAUACCAUCAUAUUGAUAUAUAUGCAUCCCAUGUUACCUACUUAGGUUUCGGUUGGGUACAUGAUGGUAAAGAAAAGUACUAUGUUUUCAAUUCUUUACCGUUUGGUAUUGCCACAGCUGGCCAUAUUUUUACUAAAACCUUACGGGUGAUUAUCAGAUACUGGAGAAAUUUAGGUCACAGAGUUGUAAUGUUUUUAGAUGACGGAAUUGGGGGUCAUCGUGAAUUUAUAAAAGCUCUAGAAUUAAGUCAGUCUGUGAAAGUUUCAUUGUUAAAGUUUGGGUUUAUGUUAGCGGAGGAGAAAUGCAAAUGGUUACCGGCUAUGGUUUCAUGCUGGUUAGGUCAUGUUUUAGAUUUCGAAAGAAAUAUGUUGUGUGUAUCUGAUGAACGCAUACAUUCAUUAGAAUGUUCAAUAGAUUCAGUGCUUUUUCAAAUUUAUAAAGACAGAUUUAGUGUAGUACCAGUCAGGGUAUUAGCAGCCGUUGUGGGUCAGAUUAUUUCAUUACAUAGUGUGUUGGGGAAAGCAGUAAGUCUCAGAACUAAAUAUUUGUACGGUUGUAUUUUAGCAAGGGCUAGCUGGAACUCACCAGUGCAAGUAACAAAACAGGCCAUUUUAGAAUUACAAUACUGGCGAAAGAAUGCUAGAAACUUGAAUUCUGCAGGCAGAUCAUUUAAGCAAGUAGAGUAUAUCGAUGCGUACUUAUUUUCAGACGCUAAUGCAUUUGCAUACGGCGGUUACAUACAGAAAUUCGAACCAAAUGUAGAUGUUAAGAAAAUGAGCAGUAGUUUAAUAAAAAGAGUGCUCCCGGAAGUGAGCAUUUGCGAUGACGUAUCAAAGAUGGGGUCAAUAAUGCCCUCAGACGCGAGCAGUUGUCAGUUUAUGCUCCCAGAAGUGAGCAAGUGUCCUGUUACGCUCCCAGAAGUGAGUAAGAGUAUUUUUACGCUCCCGGAAGAGAGCAGGUGUUCAGUUAUGAUCCCGGAAGUGAGCAGGUGUUCUGUUAUGCUCCCGAAAGUGGGCAAGUGUCAUGUUACGCUCCCGGAAGUGAGCAAGUGUUCUGUUAUGCUCCCGGAAGUGAGUAGUUGCCCUGUUUUGCUCCCGCAAGUGAGCAAGUGUUCUGGAUUCACCUGAGGGGAUUACUUUUAUUUACACUGUCCCGUGUCUUUGGAACAUGGUGAGGGUAAGAGUGAGGUUGGGUGCGCACCAUAAACCGGUUUAAGCUCCCCAGUGGUGUUUUUGCCACUGACCGUUCCAAGGCGAUGCCCCACUGUAUUCCUUUGUUUGUUCGUUUUGUCCUCUUGUGUAGGCUUUGUGUGUGUGUUCCUUUGUUUGUUCGUUUUGUCCUCGUGUGUUGACUUUGUGUGUGUGUAUGCGCGUGUAUGUGUAUGUGUAUGUGUGUGUGUGUGUGUGGUGUGCACGUCUGCGUGCUGUAGGUUUCGUUUUGGGGAGGCUGCGAUUUUGGUACGUGGCAUUCCCUGUUUGAUAUUUGUCUUUGUUUUUUUUUCUGUUAUGAUCCCUGAAAUGAUCAGGUGUCCAGUUUUGCUCCCGGAAGUGAGCAAGUGUCCUGUUAUGCUCCCGGAAGUGAGCAAGUGUCCCGUUAUGAUCCCGGAAGUGAACAAACAUACUGUUAAGUCUUCGGAUACCAGAAUCUUUUCUGAUAUAUUUUCAAAUGAAAUCAAGGGCAAUAAUAUACUCCCGAAAGAGAGCAUGAGUAGUGUUUUGUUCCCACAAAUGAAAUUGGGCAAUUGGCAAUCGGACUGCUUAGAUCUUGAUAUGUGUCAGGAUAAUGAUGGUGCCGUGUAUGGCUCUUGGAAUGACGAAGAAGCAGGCAAGAGUUCAACCUGGCGUGAGCGUGAAGCUGUCCGUAGAAUACGGUAUUGUUUAGUAAUUUAGAGUUUUUGAAAAAUUCUCAUAUCAAAUUUUUUUCAGAUAACCAGAACGUUAAAUAUAUUUUUCAGGGCGGUAGCCGUGUAGAAGAGUUACAUUUUAUUUCCAUGCAUAUUAACAACGUUUGUGAUAAACACAAUAUAAGCUUCACCACUGAAUGGAUCCCUAGAUCACAAAACGAAAGUGCAGAUUAUUUGAGCAGAUGUUAUGAUGCAGAUGAUUGGUUUGUUACAAAUGAAAUGUUCAGGCAUUUAGAUAAUAAGUGGGGGCCCCAUACGGUAGACAGAUUUGCUACACAUUAUAACAACAAAUGUUUUCGUUUUAAUUCAAAGGGGUGGGUGCCCGGUACAGAGGCAGUUGAUAGUUUAAGCCAAUUAUGGCAAGGUGAGAAUAACUGGGCUGUACCACCUCCGUACUUAAUCACAAGGUGUUUAAGAAAAAUCGAAAGUGAGAGGUCGAACACUACUAUUGUUAUUCCAGAGUGGUUCUCUGCUCCUUACUGGCCGUUCAUUGUCAACCUUUACAAACAAAAUCACGACAGUUUCAUUCAAGAUGUUUUUGCAUUACCUUGUACAGGAGCAAUUUCCGCAGGAAAAGGCAGCCGCGGAAUAUUUAAUAACGAACCAUUUUCUUUCAGAAUGCUGGCUUUGAGAUGUUCGUUCACCUAGCUGUUCAGUGUGUUUUAGUUGUAAGUUAAGUUGUUUAAACACAUACAUGACAUGUAUAAAUAUUUUGCAGGUUCUGGUUUGAGACAUACUUUAAAACGAAAGUUUGAGGAAGCUGGUGUAAAUAUUGACAAUAGUGAUUCAGUAGUAGACAGAAUGGCAAACCACAUAUUAUCUGCUAGAGCUGAUGGAACAGUGACGAAAUAUUCUAGUCCGAUUAAAUACUUUGAAAACUUUUGUAAAAUGAAAGGCUUCCAGUCACGCCCUGCAAAUUCUAUACAUGUGACUAUGUACUUAUCAAGCCUAAUAGAUUUGGGAAAGUCAGACAACGUGAUAUCUUCAGCGUUCUAUGCGAUCAAAUGGUUACAUGACAUUAAUGAUUUCGAUGAUCCUACAAAGUCUUCGACAGUGACUAAAAUGCUAGAAUGCAGAAACGUUUAAAUUCGAAACCCGUGCAGAAGAAGGAUGUCAUUAAUUCUGAACAUUUAGUGCGAUUGUGUGAUAUUUAUCCAGGCACUACAGACGUUAUAACUUUGAGAGAUUUAGCUAUGAUAUUAAUCGGUUAUUCAGGAUUUUUGAGAUAUAAUGAAAUUAGUGAACUCAAAUGGAAUGAUGUUGAGUUUAAACCCGAUUAUAUUGUAUUACACGUUAGAAAGAGCAAAACAGACAUAUAUAGGUCAGAUAGACAGGUAUUAAUAGCAAAAGGUUCUACUUCGGCUUGUCCAGUUGCCAUGUUGCAAAUAUAUAUUAAGCAUUCAGGUCUGUCUUUCGGUUCCGAUUCAUACUUAUUCAAGCCAGCAUGUAGAUCAGGUUCAAAAUGCUUUUUGUUAAAGUCAAAUAAGAAACUUAGUUACACUCGUGCUAGGGAAUGCAUAUUGAUUAAACUUAAACUUGUCGCUCCUGAUUUGAAUUUAGGUCUUCAUUCACUUAGAGCAAGCGGUGCGACCGUUGCAGCAAACUCUAAAGGUGUUUCAGAUCGCUGUCUUAAGAGACACGGUCGAUGGAAAACUGAUACAGCCAAAGAUGGCUAUAUAGAAGAUUCUCUAGAUAAAAAGUUAUUCAUAACUAAACAAUUACAGUUGUAAAAUUUAAGGUAAUAUGCGCCACCUAACGAUUUUAAACGGACUGUUAAGAAAUUUUACCAAAUUAAAGUUGACGAUAUUUCCGAU
Messenger RNA from Mercenaria mercenaria, 4954 nucleotides. RefSeq lists its product as uncharacterized. The record is from RefSeq and is a predicted model, not a curated record. Bases 1426 to 2364 code for a protein of 312 amino acids. The transcript has 2 exons. NCBI's taxonomy places the organism in Eukaryota, Metazoa, Mollusca, Bivalvia, Venerida, Veneridae.